GCUCGUCUCGUCGAAUACAGACGCGGGAAGCCGCACCGCACACCCGCAGAGCGACCAACUCGACCAAUCGCAGCAACGCUGCCCUGUCCACCACCUCCUUCUCCAUGGACGAACCGCCGCUCCAUCCACCACUCCUCCCCGACGCCCUCACCACCGGCGAGUAGCAGAGCGACUCGCUGGCUCGCUGCCCUUGCCUUUACAGAUUUGAAUUCGCGGAGCAGAAGCUUUGAUCUCCCCUGCCUUUCAGCCGUACCGCUCUCUGGGAUUCUCCCCGAUGUCCGCGGCGGCGACGGCGGGCGGGCAGGAGGUGGCGCCGGCCACCGUGGCCGUGGCCGAGGCGGAGGAGUGGGAGGUGUGCGCGUGCUGCGGGCUCCGGGAGGAGUGCACGCCGGCGUACGCGGCCGGGGUGCGCGCGCGGUACGGCGGGCGCUGGCUGUGCGGGCUCUGCGGCGACGCCGUGGGCGACGAGGUCGCAGCCGGAGCCGGGUCGGCGCUGGAGGUCGAGGCGGCGAUCGCGGGGCACGCCGCCUUCUGCCGCGCGCUCGGCGGGCGCCGGACGCCGGACGCGGCCGAGCGGCUCAUCGCGGCGGUGCGGCGGCUCCUCCGCAACGCGGGCGGCAGGGAGGACAAGUCCCUGGUGCUGGUGGAGUUCCAGGAGGCCUCUUGAUCUUGAUCACCUCAAUCUGAAUGGGCAGAUCGAAGAUUUGUUCUUGCAGGCGUUGCUAGCUAGCUAGCUAGCUAUAGUGCUUCUCUGCCAGUCAUUUUCCAAUGUUUCGCAAUUUACAUUUUAGUUCUGAAUAGCUGCAUGCUUAAAUUUGGACAUGAACGCUGAAAUUUCUCCUGCCCAGCCAUAGCCCAUAGGAGAUGUGAAACAUCAGAAAUUUUGGAGGAAAAAGGGGCUGUGAGAGAUUUGAAGUAUAUAUAAAAUCUACAAGAUGGGAGAAUAAUCCCAUCAUUCCUGCCCUUAAUUUAGAUCAAAUUCAUCCGAUAUGUACACCUAUGAUUUAGCACUGCUAAAGAUUGCAAGAUGCCAAUAAAUUUUGGCUGAGGGUAAGAUGUCAAUAUGUUCAUUUGGGCCUGAUUGGUUGUCUUCUCAGCCGAGCAUGGCUCGCAUCAUA
This is a messenger RNA of Zea mays, 1118 nucleotides long. RefSeq names its product DUF1677 family protein. The transcript has a single exon. Bases 275 to 667 code for a protein of 130 amino acids. NCBI's taxonomy places the organism in Eukaryota, Viridiplantae, Streptophyta, Magnoliopsida, Poales, Poaceae. The record is from RefSeq and is a predicted model, not a curated record.